AUGAAUAGUCCUUUCAAUUGUAAUCAAAUAAAUAUUAAUUAUUCUUUUUCUUUUAAUAAUGAUAAUACCAUAAAUGAAGGAACAAAAUCUCCUUGCAAGAAUUCUUUCACGCCAGAUGGUAAUUUAUCAUAUGAUAAGGAAUGUGUAGAAAAGAAGAGUUUAAUAAUUAAGGACAAGGAAGAAAAAAAUAUUUAUAUGUAUAAUAAUAUGUAUAAUGUUUUACAUAAUAACAAUAAUGAGGACAAUUCAUGUAAUUAUAUGUGCUAUAAUAUAAAUAAAAUGAAUCAAAAUGAUCAUACAAGUAUGAACAAUAAAUUAUUUAAUGAUAAAAAUAUUGUACCUUCUAAGGAAAAUAUAUAUACAAUGUGUGAUCUGAAAAGUGAACAAGAAGAAGUAAAAAAUAAAAAUGAAAGUGUCAUUUAUAAAAAUGAUAGUAUCAUAUAUAAAAACGAAAUGAUGAUUAACAAAAAUGAAAAUGUCAUAAAUGAAAACGACAUGAUGAUUAAACAGAACGAUAAGCUGAUUAAUAAGAAUGAAAGAAUGAUUAACCAAAAUGAUAUGAUAAUCAAUCAGAAUAGUAUUAUGAUGAACCAAAAUGAUAUGAUAAUCAAUCAGAAUAGUAUUAUGAUGAACCAAAAUGAUAAGAUGAUAAAUCAAAAUGGUAUGAUGAUUAAUCAAAAUGGUUUGAUGAUUAAUCAAAAUGAUAAUAUGAGUAAGGAUGAAAUGUGUACAUAUAAUAAAAAUGAUAUGUUCAAAAAGAUACCUUCUCAAAAUUAUGAUACAAUAAAAAGGGAAAGCAAUCAAAAAUUUAAUUCCAUUGAACAUAUUCAUAAUGAGAAUAUUGAUAAUAUUAAGAUAAAUGAAAAAAAUCCUAAGGAAUACGAUAACAAGUAUAAUCAUUAUAAUAUCCACUGUGAUAAUAAUGAUCAUAUGAAUAAUAUUGACUAUACAUAUUAUAAUAAUAAUAUAACAAAUAAUAAUUCAAAUAUUAAUUUGAAUAAAUCCAAAGAAGAGUUAACUAAUAAUAUAUCAUCCUGUGAUGUAAAUAAAAAAAACUUAAAUCAAAAAAGCGCUUACGAUCGCAAUAUGUAUAAUGAUAAUAUUUCUAAUAAUAAUACUUUAGUUCAUAAAAUGGUUACAAAUAACCCACCUAAAUUAUCUGCACAAACGUAUAGUAAUAUAAAUGAAUUAGGGAAUAAUAAAAUGAUAUAUCAUUCAAAAGAAAAUCUGGAACAAAUAAAAAAUCACAGCAAUGUUAAUAUUAAUAGUAAUAAUAAUAAUAAUAAUAUUAAUAGUAAUAAUAAUAUUAAUAGUAAUAAUAAUAAUAAUAAUAAUAAUAAUAAUAAUAAUAAUAAUAGUAAUAAUAAUAUUAAUAGUAAUAGUAAUAAUAAUAAUAAUAAUAAUCAUAAUAAUAAUAAUAAUCAUAAUAAUCAUAAUAAUAAUCAUAAUAAUAAUCAUAAUAAUAAUCAUAAUAAUCAUAAUCAUAAUAAUCAUAAUAAUCAUAAUAAUAAUAAUCAUAAUAAUCAAUCUUGCAAUAAUGCAAGUGAUAAUACCACCCUUUUGAUGAAUCGACAAAUAAAAAAUACAAACCAAACAUGCAGACAAAUAGAAGAGUUAAAAAAAAAUGUUGAAAAAAAUAAUAAUAUUAUUUAUAAUAAUAUAAUUAAUAAUAAUAUUAUUAAUAAUAAUAUUGUUCUUGAUAGCAUCCUAAAUAAUAAUAUAAUGAACAACAAUAUAAUUAAUAAAAGCUUUAUUAACGCAUCAAAUAAUGAUAUUAAUAAAAAUAUGGUAGAUAAGAUAAUAAAUCAGUGCCUAUUGAACAGUACCAAAAAAACAUGCAGUACAUAUAAAAAGGAUAAUAUGGUUAAUAUAUUACACACAAAUAAGGUAAAAAAUAAUGACAAUAAAAAAUUAUAUACCAAUAUGAAUAAUGUUAAUAUGGAUAAUAUGGUCACUAAUUACAAUAUGAAUGAUCAAAAUGUUCAUGAUAUGAAACAUAAGGUACUAAUGGUAAAAGAAAGACAUGAAGAAAAUUAUAGUCAUGUUAUAAAUGAUACCAACAAUAUUAAUUAUAACAAUAAAAUUAAUAAUUAUAAUAAUAUCACACCAAAAGGUCAUGUGGAUAAUAAAGAUACAUAUAAUUUGAAUUCUCGAAGUAAUAGUUGUUAUACUCGUAAUUGUGUUAAUUGUAAUAUAUUAAUAAAUAAUCAUAUUGAUGUAUCCAAUGUGGAUAACAUAUCACCACAUAGUCCUAUGUAUAAUCCAAUGACAAAUUUAUCAAGAGAUGAUAAACUCAGUUUGAAUAAUGUAAAUCACUUACAGGAAAUAAAUAAUAAUGAAGAUAAUAGUAUAUACUUCAACAAUUAUGGGAAUUAUAAAGAAGAAAAUAUAUCAAAUGUACAAAAUGUACAAAAUGUACAAAAUGUACAAAAUGUGCAAAAUGUGCAAAAUGUAAAAAAUGUACAAAACGUACAAAACGUACAAAACGUACAAAAUCUACAAAACGUACAAAAUCUACAAAACGUACAAAAUCUACAAAAUGUAGCAAAUGCAAAAAGUGUUAAUUCAUUGAAUGGCGAUAACAAUUUUGUUGCCGAUUCAAUAACCCAUCAUCAAAAUAAUAAUAUACAAAAUAUUACAUAUAGUGAAUGUAAAUUUUUGGAUAAAAAUAUUUACGAAGAUAAUAAAAUACAUAAGGAAAAAGAAUAUUCUUUUUACAACAAUUCUUAUGAAACAAAAGAACAUAUGCAAAAUUAUAAAAAUAAAAUUAUAACAAAUAAUAUUAAAAGUGAUGAUAUAUCUCCUCAGUUCAAUAAUAUGUGUAAUUUAAAUUAUACACCACAAAAUUAUGAUGAACAUGUUGUAUAUCCAAAAGAUGAUAAAAAUAAAUCAUUUGGAAAUAUACAAAUUGUACAUCAACAAAAUAAUAAUCACAAUAUACAUAUGGAAAAUAAUACGGAUGAAAAAAUGUUUAACAAAAAUGCUCAUCGUAUUAAAGAGGACAGAGGUAAGACGUAUUAUCACUGUGAAUAUAAUAUAUCGGAAGCUGUACCAACACAUAAUUAUAUGAAUAAUUUAUUAAUUAAUAAUUACAAUGGUGAAAAAUCAAAUAAUUCAGAAGAAGAUUACAUUUCAAAUAUUGAGAUAUAUAAUUCCGGUACAUACAAAAAAGUAAACAUGAAUGUGAAUAAUAUGGAGAGUACGAAUCAUUGUGGGCAUGAUUUCUAUAGCAAUCAAAAAGUAUAUGGAAUACAAAGAGAAGAAGAAAGUAUAAUACCUAAUUCGUAUAAUAGGGAUAUGUACGAAGGGUGUAUGGUAAAUGGAGAUGAAUGUAAAAAUGAACAAGUAGAAAAUAAUUGUGACAUCAUACAUAAUAAUAACAAUAAUAAUAAUAUAGAUGUAUCUAUGUAUACUAAUAUGUCGAGAUAUCAUAAAUCAAAUAAUGAUGUGUCCAAUAUGCAUAUAACAAAAGAUAUUAUUCAUUCAAACAAUUAUUCGUACACCAUUUUGAAUAACACAGAAAAUGAUAAUAAAACAAUAACUUAUGGAAAUUACUGUACCGCAAUAUUUGAUCCUGAUAAUAACACUAAAGAAAUAUAUAACGAAAAUACAAAAUCUAUAUAUGAUUAUUUAAAUACUGUAAAUUAUAAAUUAGUAAAUGAGAAACAUGUACAAACUAUAGAAAAUCAAAGGAUUGUACACACAAAUGAUGAAUAUGAUAAUAAUAAUAAUAAUAAUAAUAAUGAUAAUAAUAAUAAUAAUGAUUAUAGUGAUAAUGAUAAAAUGAAUACUUUUUUCAAUGAUCACCAUCCCAUGCAUAAUACACUUUCGCAUAUGAAUAAUGAAACCAAUUAUAAUAAUAAUAUAAUAAUAAAAGAUAUAUAUAAUACAUCACAAAAUACAGAAAAACAAUUUUUAAAAGAACAAAAAUUUGAUGACAGUUGUGUUAAUUCAAAUAGGUUUUGUAAUCCAAAUGAUUCUUCAUCUCAUUGUAUUUUAAAUGAUACAUGCAUAGAAAACAAUGGGAAAAAAAAUAAAACACAAGAAAUAUAUUGUAACAAUAAUAAAAUACAUAAUAUAGAGGAUAGAGAAAAUAUUAAUAAUUUUAAUGAGGUGUUUUUUUUUCUUAAGUUAUGGUUAUCAUCAUUUAAUAUAGGUAAAUCGAUACACUGCAAAAAAUUAAUAUAUAUAUCGGGUGAUAAAAGAUAUAUUAGAAAAAGGAAUAAUAAAAAUAAAACGUAUCCAUUUAAUUAUAAUGAACCAUUUUAUUUUAUUUAUAAACCAAAUAAAGACAUGUCUAUGGAUCAUCAUCAUCAUAAUAAUAUUAAUAAUAAUAAUAAUAAUAAUAUACGUUUGAAUAAUAUGAAUGGAAAUGUAAAAAAUAGUGAAUUAAAAAAUAAUUAUGAUUUUGUAAAAUAUUCAUCUAACCUUAAGGAUGGUGACCAUUCAAAUAUGAAACAUUCACAAGAUAUUCAAAAUAUUGUGAAUACUUCAAAAAGUGUUGAAUAUAAAAAUGAUAACAAUUGUUCUAAUCAAAGUAUAAUUAAUAAUAAUUAUCAUACUAUUGAUAAUAAUAUGAAUGUUUAUAAAAACGUGAUUCAUGAGGGUAUAGAAGAACCUAAUUAUAAUAGAAUAGUAGAAAAUGAAAGUAUUAAUAACAUAAAUAUGAAUUAUAAUAGAUACAAUAGUAUACAAAAUACAUAUAAUAAUGAUGAGAAUCGAGAAUUACAUAUUAAUAAUUCUGAUGAUAAGAAAGAAGGAAAUAUAUCUCAUAUCCCAUCCACAUUAAAUAAGGAUAGCUUUUGUUCUUUUACAACAGUUAGUUCUACUCCUGAAUAUGAAAUAAAUAAAAAUUUAAAUCAGUUAGAAAGUUAUAUUAAUGAUUUAUAUACAAAUGGAAAUUUUGAAAAUGAUAAUAAUAAUAUGGGCCCUAAAUUAUCUAAUAAUUUAUGUAAUAAUAAUAUAACUAUCAAUACAAAUAAUGUGAAUUCAAAUUUAGAAGGAAACAAGAAAAACAUGAAAACCAAAAAUUAUAUGGAUACUUUUACAAAAAUAACAUUAACAAAUGAAUCAAAUAAAAACAUAAGAAAUAAUAAAAAGGAUAAGAUAAGUGAACAAAUGAUAUCACCAUUUAUAAAAGAUGAUAUUAUAAAACAUAAGCAAUAUUGUAUAAACAAUGAAAAUUAUAAUAAUUUACAAAUGGAUAAUAAUAAGCAAUCAUUGCAAGUAGCACCUCAUAUGAGUAAGGAAAAUGAUUUAAAUGAUACAAAUAUAUUUAAUAAUAAAAAUAAAAAAAAUAAUAAAAAAAAAAAUAAUAAUAAUAAAAAUGAUCAAUUAGGCAACCAUAACAAUUUUUCUUCUUCAUAUACCAUAAAUAAUAUGAAUGAUAAUAAGAAAGAAAAGAAUAUAAAAAAUAAUGAAAACAAAAUAAAUCCUGUUGUGAAUAAUAUAAGAGAUAAUGUUGUAACUAAUAUUUCUAAUUAUAAUGAUAAAACCAUAAAUAAUGAUCAUAAUAAUAAUAAUAAUAAUAUAUACAACGAAGAAAACUUAGAUUAUAAUAAUAUGAAGUCUCUAUGUUACAACGAAGAAUUAUUUGACGAUGAUAAAAAUGUACCAAAAAUAACAGGUGUUAGUUAUGAUAGGAAACAAAAAAUAUGGGUAUCUCAUUGGAGAGCCAACUGUAAAACUAUACAUAAAUAUUUUUCUGUUAAAAAAUAUGGAUUUGAAAAAGCUCGUGAGCUAGCUAUUAAAUGUAGAGAAGAAAAUGUGAAUUAUAGUACAACGAAUAGUAUUAUAAAUAAUAACUUUACAAAACCUGCAUAUCCCUUGCUUAAUAAUAUUUUAAUAAAUAACAAUAUAAACACAUCUGAUUUAAGGGAUUUUAAUUCUUCUGAUAAAUUAAAUGAUCAAAAUCAUUAUAGUAAUAGUUAUGAUUUAUAUGAGCCACCCAAAAAGAAAAAGAGAAACAAUAUAGAUGAAGUAAGAAAAAAUGAUAAUCAGGAAAAAAAAAAAAAGAAAAGAAAAAUUAAUCAUAAUAUUAGUGAUAAUAUGAAUUAUUAUCUUAACGACACAAAUUAUAAUGAUAGUCAACUAAGUCAACAUAUUUACCAUGUUAAUCAUAAUCUUAAUGAUAUUUAUCAUAAUGAUAAAUAUAUAUCAACCAUAGAAAAUAAACAGAAAAGAGAAAAUAUCUCUUCAAACACAUACAAAGACAAGUAUGAAAAUUUCGAAUCUUAUGAAAAGCACCAAAACUAUAAAAAUGAUAAAGAAAAAAUAAAUAAUCAAUAUGUCUUACCAAAAAACAAUACAGAUAAUUUCUCUGAAAAAAAUAUUGAACAUAUUUAUUUGAAUACACAACACAAUUAUAUAAAUACUAAUCAAGGCCCAUUGAUACCAUAUGAACAAGAAAAUAAUAAUAAUGAAGAAACCCAAAAAAAAAGGAAAAAGAAAAAACAAAUUCCACAAAUGUUAGAAAUCAAUAAAAACACAAAAAAUGAAAUACAAAAUUUUACAGAAAAAAAUAAUAAUCAAAUAAAUAAACAAAUGUAUACCGAAUUAUUAAGUGCACAGUUAAAUAAUAGUAUAAAAUAUAUUAACACCUUGAAUAACCCAUCGCUUAAUAGCAAUAAUUAUAUGAAUAGCACUUAUAAUCAUAUGUCAAAUAAAAAAGAUCAACAGCCACAAAUGAAGGACAUAAUGAAUUAUACAAAAGAAAAAUUUAAUAAUAACAAUUAUGAUAAUAAUGAUGAAUAUAAGAAAAGUCAUCCAAAAAAUUAUCAAAACAUUCAAAAUGAUAAUAAUGUGUAUAACCCAUGUAUAAAUAACAAACAAAUAUGUAGUAGUAAUAAUAACAAUCAUAAUAAUAAUAACAAUCAUAAUAAUAAUAACAAUCUUAAUAAUAAUAACAAUCAUAAUAAUAGCAAUAAUAAUAAUAAUAAUAAAGGUACCUAUUUGAGGGAACAACAUAAUUCAGAUAAUCACUUACAUUGUAAUCAUAAUUAUUAUAAUACCAUUGAUAAUAAAAAUGAUAGUUCUUAUCAAAAUUUUGAUCAGAAUAAGGAUACUUUUAAUAAUUCAAAUAAUUACAAGUUAUCCGAUUAUUUUAAAAUAAAUGAUUCUUCUACAGCUAGUGUCGCAACUUCUGAUAAUCAUUAUAAUACAAUGCACAAAAAUGAAUUAACAGAAAACCACCUUGAUAAUAUGGAUAAUAAUAAUAAUAAUAAUAAUAAUAAUAAUUAUUAUUAUUAUUAUUAUAUUAAUAAUUAUAAUCGUUCUAUGCAAGGACAAAAUAAUAAUAACAUAACAAGAAAUAUGAACAAUAGUAAUAAUACAUACAACGAAAUAAACCAUGUAUAUAAUAAUAUCCUAAGUAAUUGCUCAUAUAAUAAUUUUCAUAAAAAUCAAAAUAAAAUAAUGCAAAAUAAUAAGGACAUAAAUAAUAAUAAUAAUAAUAAUAAUAAUAAUAAUAUUACGACUAAACAUAAUUACCACUUUGAAAAAAAUAAUAAAAAUUUUAUUGUUCCCAUACAAAAUAAUCAACAUUUUACAAAUCCAGAAAUCCCCAUAAAAAGCGUACACUUAAAUAAUAAUCAAUAUGUAAAUAAUAACCACCCCACAAAAAAUUAUCAAAAGGAAUCACACUUAUUUGGUAAUUCCAAUUUUCACAUGAACCAUUAA
Plasmodium falciparum 3D7 is the source of this 7677-nucleotide messenger RNA. RefSeq names its product AP2/ERF family transcription factor. Gene Ontology annotation, biological process: regulation of DNA-templated transcription. Gene Ontology annotation, molecular function: DNA-binding transcription factor activity. Gene Ontology annotation, cellular component: nucleus. The record is from RefSeq and is a predicted model, not a curated record. Lineage: Eukaryota; Apicomplexa; Aconoidasida; Haemosporida; Plasmodiidae.